UGGAUUCCUUUAUGAUUUUAGCCUGAAUCUUUAUCAGUUCUCUUUAAUAAAAGGAACAAGCCAGACUUUGGACCCAGAAAAGGUGCGGCGUGCUGUUUUUGCUGUUGAGAGGUUUCAUAUUUGCGAAGAGUAUUAGUGUGGGACAUUUAUCUGGUUUCAAACUCAAAGGAAGGCGUUUUUCAUGGGAGCAGAUGCCAGGUUAUAGCAGCCAGAGAAAGGAGUCAUGUAAAUCAUCACAUUCACCAGAAACUCGGGAGGGGACUGAACCAGUGGCCCAGCGCAGGCUGUCUCAAACAGCAAUCCAUCCGGUACCACAUCCACAAACCUUUUCGGUAACAGGUGAAACCAAGGAAAUAAGUCUUUCAACGAUGAAAGGAGCAGGCUGCAUCUUUGUGCUGUUGCUUGUUCAUGCGGUGACCAUGGAGGAGUUCUAUGUGAUUGUGCCGGACUUCCCGGUGGUGGCCACGGUGGGUGAAGAUGCCGUGUUGGAAUGUCAGAAGAUACCGAAUACAUCACUGGACGCUCUGGAGGUCCGAUGGUUUACAACGAGCUCGGGGUCACCGGUACAUUUAUACACCAACGGCCAACACCGAGCUGAGGUGCAAGACGGGGCUUAUCGAGGGAGGACGGAACUCUUUCGGGAAGAGUUUCCCCGUGGAAACGCCUCGCUUAAACUGAAGAGGGUCAAAGUAUCAGAUGCUGGAAUCUACACGUGUUCCAUCAGCACCCCCACGUCCCGUCAGCAGGAGGAGCUGCGGCUGCAGGUUGAAGGAUUUGGACUCCGGCCCUGGAUCCGCUUCGAGGAAAGCACUACGCAAGGCGUGCGUGUGGUGUGUAUGUCGGAUGGAUGGUUUCCCAAGCCGGAGAUACGGUGGCUGGAUGGGAGUGGACAAGAUGUGACAGCGCGGUCUGACAUACUGUUUACUAAGGACUCCAGCGGGUUGUUCACUGUCCACAGUCACAUCGAUGUCACAAGUGAUUCCGUGAACAGGUAUUCCUGUUACAUACGAAGUAAAAGACUGCGGAAAACACGAGAGGCCCAUCUCCAGAUAUCAGAUAUGUUCAUCAAUAAAGUUAACGAGUUCAACAUUUGGCUGCCGAUAUUCUGUGUGUUUGCUGGUUUUGUGAUCACAGCUGCUGCUUUGAAUGUAAUGAUCCACAGACACGAAGACAAAAAGAUUCAAGAACUCCAGCUGUUUUGCACUUUGGAAGGUUAUGAUGAUACGGAUAUUGAAUAUGUCUCCGUCACCCUGGAUGUGGAUACAGCGCAUCCGCGGCUCGUGGUGGCUGAGGACGGCCAGUCGGUGAAAAAUAUCGGGACCGAGAGGAAUCUCCCUGACAAUGGGAAGAGGUUUACAUACUGGUCUUCUCUCCUGGGAUCGGUGGGAUUCACAUCGGGGAGACGUUACUGGGAGGUGGAGGUGGCAGAGAAUCGGGGCUGGUGUCUGGGAGUCGCCGCAGAGUCUGUGGAGAGGAAGAGAUCGGAGCGACUGACCACGGAGAGUAGAGCCUGGUCCCUGGAGCGUUCGGGAGACAGGUUUUAUGUAAACACGUCACCGGAAUCCAAUCUCACCGCCCGUCCCAUCCCCAGGAAGGUGGGAGUUUAUCUCAGUUACGAGUCUGGGAAAGUUUCAUUCUACGACGCGGACUCCAAGUCCUUUCUCUACUCCUUCACUGGGAAUGCAUUCACAGAGAAACUUUAUCCUUUCUUCGCCACUUGGGACAUAAACCAUCCACUGAUAAUCUGCCAAGAACCACUCAGCGCUUUAAAGUAGUCGGGUCCAGGGACCGGCUUCACUAGCGCGGGCUAGGACUGUUGGAUAGACACAACACUUGCUAUCGGUCGGUACUGAACGAGUCCCAUUGAAUCCUCAAAUUCCACGUCAUAAAACCCCAGAGAGCGCAGAUAUAAAUGCUGUGACCCGGGUCUCACCACCCUCAUUUGUUCAAUAGUGUUUAAUUGCAAUUUGCACCGAAACGGAACAAUAACAUUAUUAGUUGAAAUAAGGAACUGCAGAUGCUGAUUGACAAACAAAAUGACAAAGUGCUGGAGUAACAUAAGUACCCACCUGAUGGCGUCAUAAUGGCUGCUUCGCCAACAGUCUGUCUGUUCCUUUCUGCUUUGGUGUUUUUAGUAGGUGUUAAAUGUAUGCUUUUGUGCUCUUUAGAUG
Molecule: messenger RNA, 2171 nt
Organism: Leucoraja erinaceus (little skate)
Lineage: Eukaryota; Metazoa; Chordata; Chondrichthyes; Rajiformes; Rajidae
Product: butyrophilin subfamily 1 member A1-like
Exons: 8
Coding region: 192-1775 (527 amino acids)
Molecular function (GO): protein binding
Source: RefSeq, a predicted model, not a curated record